Impatiens glandulifera is the source of this 915-nucleotide messenger RNA. RefSeq names its product phosphoglycerate mutase-like protein AT74H. Bases 1 to 915 code for a protein of 304 amino acids. Gene Ontology annotation, molecular function: phosphatase activity. The transcript has 2 exons. The record is from RefSeq and is a predicted model, not a curated record. Lineage: Eukaryota; Viridiplantae; Streptophyta; Magnoliopsida; Ericales; Balsaminaceae.
AUGAAGAACCGUAUUUCGGAUCAAACCAGGAUUCUACCAAAGAGGAUAAUCCUAAUUCGUCACGGCGAAAGCCAAGGUAACCGCGACAAUUCCGCCUACACUGCAUGGCCAGACCACAAGAUUCCCUUAACACAAAACGGUUUAAAUCAGGCGCGAAUAGCUGGUCGUCAGAUUCUACGUGUUAUAUCUGACGAUGGGGAAUCGAACAAUUGGAAUGUUUACUUUUACGUUUCGCCUUACGAUCGAGCACGUUCAACGUUACGAGAGAUUGGUCGUGCAUUUAAAAGAGAGCAAAUUAUCGGAGUUCGAGAAGAGUGUCGGAUUAGGGAACAAGAUUUUGGGAAUUUUCAGGUUGAAGAAAGGAUGAAGGAUAUUAAGGAGACUAGAUUGAGAUUUGGUAGGUUCUUUUAUAGGUUUCCCGAGGGAGAAUCCGCUUCUGAUGUUUAUGAUCGUGUUUCUGGGUUUCUUGAAUCUUUAUGGAGGGACAUAGACAUGAACAGACAUCAUCAAGACCGAUCAAACGAUCUAAACCUAGUAAUGAUAUCCCAUGGAUUGGCUUCACGUGUGUUCAUGAUGAAGUGGUUCAAAUGGACCGUGGAACAAUUUGAGUUCCUUAGCAACUUUGGCAAUUGUGAGCUUCGUGUGAUGCAAUUGGGUGUAGGAGGAGAAUACAGUCUAGCAAUCCAUCAUUCAGAUGAAGAAAUGCAAAGGUGGGGAUUCUCCAACGAGAUGAUUGCUGACCAAAAAUUACGUGCACAUGCUAGCCGCGGAGAAUGGAAUGAAACUUCUCCAUUGUGUCUAGAUGUUUUUUUUGAUAAAUUUGAAGAGGAGGAUUCAACCGAUAACACUGUUCAAGAAGAUUGCGACGAUAGUGUUGAAGAAAAAUGUGAACACGAAGACGAAAAUACAAGCUAA